UUUGCAUGGUUCGGUCCCAGCGCCGGAGGCUGCCCCAGCCGCCCGCGCCGGAGCCGCCGCUGCCCGUGGAGUUGCCUCCCCGCUUCCCUAGGGUGGUGCGGCUCCACCAAACAUGUCGGCUCCGGUCGGGCCCCGGGGCCGCCCGGCUCCCACCCCGGCGGCCGCGCAGCCUCCUCCUCCUCCUCCUCCUCCUCCGCAGCCCGAGAUGCCGGACCUCAGCCACCUCACGGAGGAGGAGAGGAAGAUCAUCCUGGCCGUCAUGGAUCGCCAGAAGAAAGAAGAGGAGAAGGAGCAGUCCGUGCUCAAGAUCAAAGAAGAGCCCAAACCGCAGCCGACACAGUGGUUUCCCUUUAGUGGGAUCACUGAACUGGUAAAUAACGUUCUUCAGCCCCAGCAAAAACAACAAAAUGAAAAGGAGCCCCAGACAAAACUGCAUCAACAGUUUGAAAUGUAUAAGGAACAAGUCAAGAAGAUGGGAGAAGAAUCGCAGCAGCAGCAAGAACAGAAGGGCGACGCCCCAACCUGUGGGAUCUGCCACAAGACGAAGUUUGCUGAUGGAUGUGGCCAUAACUGUUCUUAUUGCCAAACCAAGUUCUGCGCUCGGUGUGGGGGUCGAGUGUCAUUACGCUCAAACAAGGUUAUGUGGGUGUGUAAUUUGUGCCGAAAACAACAAGAAAUCCUCACUAAAUCAGGAGCGUGGUUUUAUAAUAGUGGGUCUACUCCAUCACAGCAACCUGAUCAAAAGGUUCUUCGAGGGCUUCGAAAUGAGGAGGCACCUCAGGAGAAGAAAGCGAAACUCCAUGAGCAGACCCAGUUCCAAGGACCCUCAGGUGACUUACAUGUACCUGCAGUGGAGAAAGCUCGCUCUCAUGGGCUCACAAGACAGGAUUCUAUUAAAAACGGAUCCGGAGUGAGGCACCCGGUUGUCAGUGAUGUCCCUUCUGACAGGAAAAGAAGUCCAUCAGUGUCCCGGGAUCAAAAUCGAAGAUACGACCAGAGUGAAGAGAGAGAGGAAUAUCCACAGUAUGUUCCUUCAGAUAGCACAAUGCCUAGAUCUCCAUCAGAUUAUGCUGAUAGACGAUCUCAACGGGAACCUCAGUUUUAUGAAGAACCGGACCAUUUAAAUUAUAGGGAUUCGAACAGGAGAGGCCAUAGACAUUCCAAAGAGUAUAUUGUAGACGACGAGGACGUGGAGAGCAGAGAUGACUAUGAAAGGCAGAGGAGGGAAGAGGAGUACCAGGCGCGCUACAGAAGUGAUCCAAAUUUGGCCCGGUAUCCGGUAAAGCCACAACCCUAUGAAGAACAAAUGCGGAUCCAUGCCGAAGUGUCCCGAGCACGACACGAGAGAAGGCACAGUGAUGUGUCUUUGGCAAACGCUGAACUAGAAGAUUCCAGGAUUUCUCUGCUAAGGAUGGAUCGACCCUCAAGGCAAAGAUCUGUAUCUGAACGUAGAGCUGCAAUGGAGAGUCAACGCUCUUAUUCUAUGGAAAGAACUCGAGAGGCUCAGGGGCAAAGUUCUUAUCCACAAAGGACCACAAAUCACAGUCCCCCAACCCCCCGGAGGAGCCCUAUCCCGGUCGAUAGACUAGACACCAGGCGAGCUGACUCCCCACGGAAACACCACCACUUAGAUCCCAGCUCUGCUGUCCGGAAAACGAAACGGGAGAAAAUGGAGACCAUGCUUAGGAACGAUUCUCUGAGUUCAGACCAGUCGGAGUCAGUGAGGCCCCCUCCGCCACGGCCUCACAAAUCCAAGAAAGGAGGUAAAAUGCGCCAGGUUUCCCUGAGCAGCUCUGAGGAGGAGUUGGCGUCCACACCUGAAUACACGAGUUGUGAUGAUGUUGAGAUUGAGAGCGAGAGUGUGAGCGAGAAAGGGGACAGUCAAAAGGGAAAAAGAAAAACUAGUGAGCAGGGAGUUUGGUCGGAUUCUAACACCAGGUCUGGGAGACAAAGGAAAAUGAUGUACUGUGGUGGCCACUCUUUGGAAGAGGAUUUGGAAUGGUCUGAGCCUCAGAUUAAGGACUCUGGGGUAGAUACCUGUAGUAGCACCACUCUUAACGAGGAGCAUAGCCAUAGUGAGAAGCACCCUGUGACCUGGCAGCCAUCCAAAGAUGGAGAUCGCCUAAUUGGUCGUAUUUUAUUAAAUAAGCGUUUGAAAGACGGGAGUGUGCCUCGAGAUACAGGAGCAAUGCUGGGUUUAAAGGUUGUAGGAGGAAAGAUGACUGAAUCAGGUCGGCUUUGUGCAUUUAUUACCAAAGUAAAAAAAGGAAGUUUAGCUGAUACUGUAGGACAUCUUAGACCAGGUGAUGAAGUACUAGAAUGGAAUGGGCGGCUAUUGCAAGGAGCCACAUUUGAGGAAGUUUACAACAUUAUUCUAGAAUCCAAACCUGAACCACAGGUUGAGCUUGUUGUAUCGAGACCAAUUGGAGAUAUCCCUAGAAUACCCGACAGCACACAUGCACAACUGGAAUCCAGUUCUAGCUCAUUUGAAUCUCAAAAAAUGGAUCGUCCUUCUAUAUCUGUUACCUCUCCCAUGAGUCCUGGAAUGCUGAGGGAUGUCCCGCAGUUCUUGUCUGGACAGCUUUCAAUAAAGCUAUGGUUUGACAAGGUUGGUCACCAGUUGAUAGUUACAAUCUUGGGAGCAAAAGAUCUUCCUUCCAGGGAAGACGGGAGGCCAAGGAAUCCAUACGUUAAAAUUUACUUUCUUCCAGAUAGAAGUGAUAAAAACAAGAGAAGAACAAAAACAGUAAAGAAAACAUUGGAACCCAAAUGGAACCAGACCUUCAUUUACUCUCCUGUCCACCGAAGAGAAUUCCGGGAACGGAUGCUUGAAAUCACCCUUUGGGAUCAAGCUAGAGUUCGGGAAGAAGAGAGUGAAUUCCUAGGAGAGAUUUUAAUAGAAUUGGAAACAGCUCUGUUGGAUGAUGAACCACAUUGGUACAAACUGCAGACCCAUGAUGUCUCUUCCUUGCCUCUCCCUCACCCUUCUCCAUAUUUGCCACGAAGACAGCUCCAUGGAGAGAGCCCAACACGCAGGUUACAAAGGUCAAAGAGAGUGAGUGACAGCGAGGUCUCUGACUACGAUUGUGAUGAUGGUGUUGGUGUAGUAUCAGAUUACCGGCACAAUGGUCGUGAUCUUCAAAGCUCCACAUUGUCAGUGCCAGAACAAGUAAUGUCCUCAAACCAUUGUUCACCAUCAGGGUCUCCACACCGCGUAGAUGCUAUAGGAAGGACUAGGUCAUGGUCACCGAGUGUCCCUCCUCCACAAAGGAAUGUGGAACAGGGGCUUCGAGGGACACGUGCUCCUGGUCAUUACAAUACAAUUAGCCGAAUGGACAGACACCGGGUCAUGGAUGACCAUUAUUCUCCAGAUAGAGACAGGGAUUGUGAAGCAGCAGAUAGACAGCCAUAUCACAGAUCCAGAUCAACAGAACAGCGGCCUCUCCUAGAGCGGACCACCACCCGCUCCAGAUCCUCUGAACGUCCUGAUACAAACCUCAUGAGGUCGAUGCCUUCAUUAAUGACUGGAAGAUCUGCCCCUCCUUCACCUGCCUUACCGAGGUCUCACCCUCGGACCGGGUCUGUCCAGACAAGUCCAUCAAGUACUCCUGUAGCAGGACGAAGGGGCCGGCAGCUGCCACAGCUCCCACCAAAGGGAACACUGGAGAGAAGUGCUAUGGAUAUAGAGGAGAGAAAUCGCCAAAUGAAAAUUAACAAAUACAAACAGGUAGCCGGAUCAGAUCCCAGACUGGAACAAGAUUACCGUUCGAAGUACCGAUCGGGAUGGGAUCCACAUAGAGGGGCAGACACUGUCUCCACUAAAUCCUCGGACAGUGAUGUAAGUGACGUGUCUGCGCUUUCCAGGACUAGUAGUGCCUCUCGUUUCAGCAGCACGAGCCACAUGUCCGUCCAGUCAGAGCGGCCGCGGGGAGACCGGAGAAUCAGUGUGUUUACAUCCAAAAUGCAAAGCAGACAGAUGGGCGUGUCAGGGAAGAACAUGACCAAAAGCACGAGCAUCAGUGGAGACAUGUGCUCCCUCGAGAAGAAUGAUGGCAGCCAGUCGGACACCGCAGUGGGCACCUUGGGUACCAGUGGCAAGAAGCGACGCUCUAGCAUUGGGGCCAAAAUGGUAGCUAUUGUUGGUCUCUCGCGGAAGAGUCGCAGUGCGUCUCAACUCAGCCAAACCGAAGCAGGAGGUAAAAAGCUCCGGAGCACUGUCCAGAGAAGCACAGAAACCGGCCUGGCAGUGGAGAUGAGGAACUGGAUGACGCGGCAGGCCAGCCGGGAGUCCACGGACGGCAGCAUGAACAGCUACAGCUCGGAAGGAAACCUGAUUUUCCCUGGUGUCCGCCUGGCCUCUGACAGCCAGUUCAGUGAUUUCCUUGAUGGCCUGGGCCCUGCUCAGCUGGUGGGACGCCAGACCCUGGCUACUCCUGCAAUGGGUGACAUCCAGGUGGGCAUGAUGGACAAAAAGGGACAAUUGGAGGUGGAAAUCAUUCGGGCUCGAGGCCUUGUCGUCAAACCAGGUUCCAAGACACUGCCAGCACCGUACGUCAAGGUGUAUCUGUUAGACAACGGAGUCUGCAUAGCCAAAAAGAAGACGAAGGUGGCGAGGAAGACCCUGGAGCCCCUGUAUCAGCAGCUCUUGUCCUUCGAGGAGAGCCCCCAGGGAAAGGUGUUACAGAUCAUUGUCUGGGGAGAUUAUGGCCGCAUGGACCACAAAUCCUUUAUGGGAGUGGCCCAGAUACUUUUAGACGAACUAGAACUAUCCAAUAUGGUGAUUGGAUGGUUCAAACUCUUCCCGCCUUCCUCCCUAGUAGAUCCAACCUUGGCACCUCUGACAAGAAGAGCUUCCCAAUCGUCUCUGGAAAGUUCUACUGGACCUUCUUACUCUCGUUCAUAGCAACUAUAAAACUGUUGUCACAACAACCAGCGAUACAGAAACAGAAGAAAAUGCACAGGUCGAAACCCCUGGUAACACUGCAUGCUUGAUGUUGUGUCUUUGGAGCCCACGUCUAGGGAUACAAAGCGAUCCUGUGUUCUCAGAGGAAGUCGUACACAUUGUGCCCUAGCGAAGGCCCUCAGGUCAAAGAGCAGAGCUGUGAAGAACUGUCAGGUUUGGAGUUCAGUGACACUCGAGUUCUGGUCCAAUCUGAAGCCAUGGAUUAAUCUCAAAGAAUCAGUCAGCCCUUUUCAAUGGCACCUUUAUAUUUUUAUCGUUUUUCUUCAUUUAUCUGACCCAAAAGCCUGUUAUGCCACAGAAAUGGAGCUCUACAGCCAUUAAGCCACACUACAGGCCAAGGAGCAAAGUCCUAGGAAGCGUCAGGUGAAAAGCAAGAGACCAAAGACGUGGUCAGGAGCAGAGUUGGCCACCGCUCCCAAGGGGGCUCCGGCAGGGAGACUGGUAGACUCUGGGAAGCCCCAGGAGGCAUGGCAUUCACUAAUGCCGAGAUGUGUUGGACUCUGAAAUCAAAAUUCUGGGACUGCACUGUACUGAAUGAAAUUAAAGAAACUUUUUUUUGCAUGGACACAGAUUAGCUGAAUAUUUAAAUUAUUUUCUCGGGGCUGCAACUUGCAAAAAAAAUAAUAAAAAUAAAAUAAAAAUCAGCCAUUUUCAACAAUUUAUAUUAUUUUUAAAAGUAAAUUUCACUAGUGCAUGGUUUUAAAAUGGGAGAGAAUGCAACAGGGUGAUACAAAGACACACCAUGUUUAUUCUUUAAUCACAGUCUGUGUUUUGGCAGACAUUACAAAUGAAAAUACUUUCUAGCAGAUACUUAAAAUCCUCUUUAUGUGACAAUAAGUAUAAUAUAUUCAAUUUAUUUCCAUGUUAAAUAUACAGAUCUUAUGAAAUUCAAUAUGUGCAAAUUUUUCACAUCUUUCCUCUUCUCUAUCUCACUUUUCUUCCCACUUUUAACCUUUUUUUUCUUCUCUCCUCCUGAGUGAGCCCUAUACUAAAAUACUGCAGAUCUUUCACCUGACCCUCUUAUACCCCAUAUUUGAUUCAGAGCACAGAUGCAUCUGAAUUUAUGGAUUUCUCAAAUCUGUUCGAGAGCUUUCUUUAUUUCAAGCAUGUUGAAAGGAUUUUGCAACAUGACUUGGGACAUAAAGCAAGUCAGCACGUAUUUGACAAAGAAGAUAUUUGAACAUUUGCAGUUUAUUGUACAGUGCAUGGUAAUUUUUUUUCACCUUAAAAAUUCAGUUUACAGGAAAAUCCUAAAAUCAUGUGGCAUUGUAAUGUCUAACAAAUUUGUUUUUAGCACCAGCAUUAUUCAUACAGGGGGUUAAGUAUUAUUUGUAGGUCUUAGGUUUUGUUUGUUUUUUAAUUUGUUAAAGCAAUUUCUUUAGCUGAUUUCCAUUUACUAUGUGAAUAGAAACACUGCUAAAUAUGUGGAGCCCUGAAACACAGGGCUAUUUAUUAAUUCAUUUUUCUGUAGUAAAAUUCAAUUUUUCACAAAUUAUAUUUCUAAAGAAAUAUAGUAAACAUAAAUUUGCAACAAUUUUAAAGCUCCAAUUUUUAGAUGACUCGAAGAACGUCAAUAUGCCUCUUACCAGUUAUUUGACGCCGUCACCGAAAGUCCUCAUUCAGACCCUCAAGUCAAAACCCCACGUGCGGUUCACGGGCAGUUUUUACCGUUGAGUGAUGCUGCAAGGUCCAGUUUCUCUCCAGGUCCCUCUGAGAGGAAAUGUCACUGGUCAAUGUAAUAAACCACCCAUCCUUUCUGUUUCUUACAUAUGCUUUGAUUACACAUCCUUAAAAGAUUGCUUUUCUCUCCUUGCAAUAAUUUUUGAAAUCCAUCUACAUCCGGUUUGUUUAAAUGGAGGCCAUGCACACACAAAAAAAAUAUUUUCUUUGUUUCUCUUUUUGAAUUCAAUGCUGACCAUUGAAAACUGUCAUGCUUGAUAUGGUGCAAAAGUUAAAAUGAGCUAUCACUCAAAAUGCCUUCUCUUUAUGUGGUGCAACAUGAACUACACCAAGACUGUGUCUUGAUUUUCUGAGACCUAUGGCAGACCCAGGCAAAGGUGAGACAAGAAGGAACAUAAUGCUAUGAGAUACUUUCGACACCUGCGUACCAGCAGCGAUUUGGUUUAAGAGACCUGUAGCGUCUUUGUUCUCCCUUAGGCUAGACAUUCACUAUGUUCCUGACACUAAAAUGAGUCACAGAAUCUUUUCUGCAUAUUCCUAUACAAAUUAUUUCUAAUUUUACUAAGAAAGACAUGACUGUGGAAUAUUUGUACAUACUUGUCAUUAUGCAGUAUUUAUUUAAAAGUUGGUGUACUUUUUUUUAAUUUUCACAUGUCUGCACCUCAACUUGUGGUUCCGUCAUGUAAAUAGCACAUGCCAGUGACCGUUGCUGCCCUGUACAUAGAAUGUUUUCAAGUAAAGGGAAUUCCAGUUGGGGAGAAAUGGGGGGGAGGGCAGAUUAGGCCUGUAAUGAACACCGACUGAUGUAAAUCAAAUUCAUUCUGGUGAUGGUAUUUAACACUUUAAAUAAACCAUUUUCUUUA
Peromyscus eremicus (cactus mouse) is the source of this 7506-nucleotide messenger RNA. It is a transcript of the gene Rims2, whose product is annotated as regulating synaptic membrane exocytosis 2. Gene Ontology annotation, biological process: regulation of membrane potential; regulation of synaptic plasticity; positive regulation of synaptic transmission. Bases 113 to 4903 code for a protein of 1596 amino acids. Gene Ontology annotation, cellular component: presynaptic membrane; cytoskeleton of presynaptic active zone. The transcript has 28 exons. Lineage: Eukaryota; Metazoa; Chordata; Mammalia; Rodentia; Cricetidae. The record is from RefSeq and is a predicted model, not a curated record. Gene Ontology annotation, molecular function: transmembrane transporter binding; small GTPase binding.